Messenger RNA from Chironomus riparius, 233 nucleotides. NCBI's taxonomy places the organism in Eukaryota, Metazoa, Arthropoda, Insecta, Diptera, Chironomidae. The record is from the annotation of a GenBank genome assembly.
CGACAAGAUCUUCUUAGUGCUUAAACUUAUGUACACACAUGUAAGCAUUUUAUUUAUCGUUCCAUUUAAAAAUGAGCUCAUUUAAGCGUACAUUCGAGAUAGACGAUAGACAAGCUGGUGAAAAUGUUGAUAAAAUAUUAAUAGUUGCAUGUCUGCAUCACUUUAGUAUGGUGCUGUUUAUGGAAGUUUGGUAAACAUAAUUUUUUGUAGAGUUUUUAAUAAAUGACUUCCUU